Messenger RNA from Phragmites australis (common reed), 1698 nucleotides. RefSeq names its product methylthioribose kinase 1. Gene Ontology annotation, molecular function: S-methyl-5-thioribose kinase activity. The record is from RefSeq and is a predicted model, not a curated record. Lineage: Eukaryota; Viridiplantae; Streptophyta; Magnoliopsida; Poales; Poaceae. The transcript is spliced from 6 exons. The coding region runs from base 111 to 1379 and encodes 422 amino acids.
CUCAUAAACUCCCACCGGAUACAACAAAUUCCCCAACCCGCCACCCACACAUCUCCCGACCUCUGUCCACACUCUCCUCUCUUCUUGGGCGGCGUCCGUACCAGUCAGCCAUGACCGCGGAGAUGGAGCAGGGCUUCCGCCCGCUCGACGAGGCGGCCCUGGUGGCCUACAUCAAGGCCACGCCCGCCCUCGCCGCCCGCCUUGGCAACCGCCUCGACUCCAUCACAGUCAAGGAGGUCGGCGACGGCAACCUCAACUUCGUCUACAUCGUGCUCUCCGACGCCGGCGCCAUCGUCGUCAAGCAGGCGCUCCCGUACGUGCGCUGCGUGGGGGACUCGUGGCCGAUGACGAGGGAACGCGCCUACUUCGAGGCCUCGGCGCUGCGGGAGCACGGCCGCCUGUGCCCGGACCACGUGCCGGAGGUCUACCACUUCGAUCGGGACAUGUCGCUCAUCGGGAUGCGCUACAUCGAGCCACCACACAUCAUCCUCCGCAAGGGCCUCAUAGCCGGCGUCGAGUACCCGCUGCUCGCCGACCACAUGUCGGAUUACAUGGCCAAGACGCUCUUCUUCACUUCCCUCCUCUGUAACAACACCACGGAUCAUAAGAAAGGAGUUGCUCAAUACAGUGCGAAUGCGGAGAUGUGUAGGCUCACGGAGCAAGUUGUGUUCUCGGACCCAUACAGGGUUUCCAAAUUUAAUCGGUGGACCUCACCUUAUCUUGACAAAGAUGCUGAGGCAGUUCGAGAGGAUGAUGCACUGAAGUUGGAAGUAGCUGAACUGAAAUCAAUGUUUAUCGAGAGAGCUCAGGCUCUGAUUCAUGGCGAUCUCCAUACCGGUUCUAUCAUGGUGACCCCAGAUUCGACUCAAGUUAUUGAUCCAGAGUUUGGGUUCUACGGGCCAAUGGGUUUUGACAUUGGGGCCUUCCUAGGAAACCUGAUUUUGGCAUACUACGCACAGGAUGGACAUGCUGAUCAAGCAAAUGAUCGUAAAGCUUACAAGAAAUGGAUCUUGAAGACAAUUGAAGAGUCAUGGAAUUUGUUCCAUAAGAAGUUUGUUGAACUAUGGAAUAAACACAAAGAAGGGAAUGGGGAGGCAUACCUGCCCGAUAUAUACAACUCAGACCUGUUGAGCCUUGCGCAGAAGAAGUACAUGACGAACCUAUUUCAUGAUAGCCUUGGAUUUGGUGCAGCCAAAAUGAUCAGGAGAAUAGUUGGGAUUGCUCAUGUUGAGGAUCUUGAGUCAAUUAAGGAUGCCAGCAAGAGAGCACAGUGUGAGCGUGCCGUCCUCAAUUGUGCAAAGACAAUCCUGAAGGGAAGACGGCAGUUUGAUAACAUCGAGCAAGUCAUUGUGCAUGUUCAAUCGUUUGGUCAGGACUGAGAAGGCGAGCCAUCUGUUUGGCAUUUGAGGAGACAUAUCUCCGUCAGUUACCAUGGUCCACUAUGCACACUUGAGUAUUGAUAAAUAGUUUGUUCUAAAGCACUAUUGGAUGCUUAUUUGUGCUUUUCAGUAUUGGGAUUAUGAUGAAAAACCAACAUGUCUGGUCCCUUUCUAGUUUGAGCUGUGUACACUACUAGUGUAAAAUCUUCCAGCAUAGCGAGGAGCUGAACAAUAAAAUGUACGAGAUAUCUCCACGUUUAUCUCAAUAGAUAUAGACGUGUGUAUUUCCAAUAAAUUUUGUUCUAAUAGUUUUUGGCAA